AGAGAGAGAGAGAAAGCGAGAGAGAGAAAGGGUUAGACAGAGAGAGCCAGGGAGACGGAGAAAGACAGGGGAGAGGAGACGUCGACUCCGCACCAGGGCAUCUUAAGGAUAUAUUUACAUUAACAGCAAAUAAGAAAAAAAAGACACAGCCCCAUGUAGCAGCACUGGCAGUCCAGAGUGAAAAAGGAAUUCCCAGGUGGGAUUUUGAGUCCCCGACGCAAUGUGAUGGAGAAGUCCCAACCACAUCGCCUCGGAGUUGGGAUAUGGUCAUCGGGAGCCACUGCUCAUGUGAUGGCGACACGCAAGAUGUAAAACAUGUAUUCAUCACAAAGAGGCCUGUCAAAUCAGAAGACCAUUUAAGGAAGCAAAGAAGGCACAGCUAAUGUAAUUAUAUCUGUCCUACGAUAAAGUAAACAAGGACAAAACAAGCCGCACACCAACCAAUGAGGAUUUUUCUGUACUGGAAAAUACAAAAGUGCUGGAAUAAGCUACAAACGUUAAGAGACCAAAUAUUCAACGGACAUUUACAUAUUUGAUCUCAGCCUAUCAACCUCUUUGAAACAAAGGAGGGGUCAUGACCCAGUUGCCAUGCGCAUCACCACGGUGACCAGCCUUCCUAGUCCCUCCCCCCUCCUCCUCUUAUUGGCUCAGCUGGUGUUGCGGCUUAGCUUGCCAGGCCAACAGGCGGUAGGAGCCGCUUCGACCUGUCCCAACGCCUGCAGUUGUUCCAAUCAAGCUAGUCGAGUGAUCUGUACGAGACGAAACUUGGAUGAGGUGCCCGAUCACAUAUCAAACAACACACGAUACCUCAAUCUACAGGAGAACUCAAUACAGAUCAUAAAAUCAGACACAUUCAAGCAUUUGCAGCACCUGGAGAUCCUACAGCUCUCCAAGAACCAGAUACGUCAGAUAGAGGUCGGUGCGUUCAAUGGCCUCCCAAACCUCAAUACUUUGGAACUGUUUGACAACCGCCUUACGCUGGUACCAUCACAGGCUUUCGAGUACCUCAGCAAGCUGCGGGAACUGUGGUUACGAAACAAUCCCAUUGAGACAUUACCAGCUUAUGCUUUUCAUCGCGUCACCUCACUGCGGCGUCUUGACCUAGGUGAACUUAAGAAGCUGGAUUAUAUAUCCGACGCAGCCUUUGUUGGACUCACUCACCUGCGCUACCUGAACUUAGGUAUGUGUGGCCUGAGGGACAUCCCUAACCUGACUCCCCUGGAGCGACUGGAAGAGCUGGAGUUGUCUGGAAACCGACUUGAAAUCAUCAGACCCGGAUCCUUCCAAGGCCUGGAUGCAUUGCGUAAACUCUGGCUUAUGCACUCUCAAAUGUCUGUCAUUGAGCGCAAUGCUUUUGAUGAUCUCAAGAACCUGGAGGAACUCAACCUUUCCCACAAUUCUCUGCACUCAUUGCCCCAUGACCUUUUCACACCUCUGCAGAAGCUUGAGAGGGUGCAUCUCAAUCAUAACCCAUGGGUGUGCAACUGCGAUGUUCUGUGGCUAAGUUGGUGGUUGAAAGAAACCGUGCCAAGCAACACAACCUGCUGUGCACGGUGCCACGCGCCACCCUACCUGAAGGGAAAAUACAUCGGAGAGCUGGACCAGAGCCAUUUCACGUGCUAUGCCCCUGUCAUUGUGGAGCCACCCACUGACCUUAAUGUGACCGAGGGCAUGGCUGCUGAGCUCAAGUGUCGCACUGGUACCUCUAUGACCUCUGUGAAUUGGAUCACACCAAAUGGAACCCUAAUGACCCACGGUUCUUAUCGUGUCCGGAUUUCCGUGCUCCACGAUGGCACACUGAAUUUCACCAAUGUGACCCUGCGUGACACGGGCCAGUACACCUGCAUGGUGACCAACUCAGCUGGAAACACCACUGCAACAGCCGUUUUGAAUGUGACUGCGGCAGAUGUCAGUGUCAACUACACCUACUUCACCACGGUCACCGUAGAAACAGUGGAGAGUACCGGAGAAGAAGAUUCUGCUUUGCGUGCCAUUAACGAGACCUUCAUCCAUAUCCCUGGCCCUACGCCUUCUGGGCACCUCUGGCAUGAAGUUGUCUCCACUACUGCUUCUUCUCUCUCUAUCCUUGGAUCCUCCUCCUCUCCCCGUGCCACCAAACCCACAUUCACCGUCCCUGUAUCUGAGCCUAAUUACCCUUCUGGACUAGAUGAUGUGAUGAAGACAACCAAGAUCAUCAUUGGUUGCUUUGUGGCCAUUACCUUCAUGGCUGCUGUCAUGCUGGUGGUAUUCUACAAAUUGAGAAAGCAGCACCAAUUGCACAAACACCAUGGUCCGACACGAGCUAUCGAGAUCAUUAAUGUUGAAGAUGAGAUUGGAGCAGGAGCGGGCCUUCGAGGCAGUGGAAUCUCAGGAGGAUCUACAGUACCACAAGGAGGGUCAGGCGGAGGAGGACAGAGCCUGCGACUUCAUCACCCCGAAAUCGUCAACCUCCCCAAUCUUGCACGCGUGGAGCAUCUUAACCAUUACUACAAGGCCCACCACUUCAACAAUAACAUGAUGAGUCUGGGUCUUGGUGGAGGCUCUGGUGGCCUAAAUAAUAACAAUAACCCUUCCCCCUGCUCCCAGGCCCAGACUACCCCUAUCUCUUGCACCCAGGUGCCAGUCUCUGCAGGCAGUACAUGCUCCAUGCCUUCUCCAGUGCCCCUGCCGACCCUUGGCAUCCACGGGUCACUGAAAGGCCUGAUGAGUAAAUCCCACAACCCACAGAUUGAGCCACUGCUCUUUAAGAGCGGCUCCAAAGAGAAUGUCCAAGAAACCCAGAUCUGAAGUAGAAAGAGGAUGAGAGGGUGAGCGAGAAAGCUAAAUGUACAGACAAGAUCUAAAAAAAGAAUAUCAGGGAGACCGAAGCAUUUGAAGGGAUCUGGCUAUUUAACCCCUAUAGGUAUGUUCUCAGGAGUAAUAAGGAAAGGUAGAGCCAGCAUUGUAUGAAAAAUCACCUAUACAAGAAUAAGACACAGCUGUGAAAUUACUACAAAGUAAAUGUGCUGGCAGACAGUGGGGAAGUUUUAAACAGGAAGACAGGAAACCACUCUACAGUUAGACACACACUGAUCCACAUGGAUGGUGAGGAUCAUCAAACAUCAGCAAAACACAUUUGCCAAUACAACACAAAAUCAAUACAUUAUGUGCCAAACUUUGCACCAGUCUGUGCCAAAGCAAAAUCUUUGCACAUCAGCAACACAUAGCGUAUAAACUUAUAAGUAUACAGAACUCCUCAAAGCUGCAAAAGUCGAAAUACACCAUACGCACCAUUAGGCAGGAAGUGUAUAUAGAAAUACAUAAGCAAAAGCUGACGUAUUUAUGGACACAAGUGGCUGAGAAUGAAAGAUCAUCCAUGUAAAAGGUUCAACAGUCGAGCUCAGAAAACAAAAUGGAGCAUUACAAUUUUGUCAAGGUUCACAGUCCUUCAGAAGGAAAGAUGGAUUAGUAGACCAGCACUGUGUAGAGGGCUCAUGUUUGAUGGUGAUGAACUCCAUCAGUUUAUCCCCUUUCACCAUAGCUCUCACAGCUGAGGUGAAGAGAGGAAAUGGAAAAAAAAUAUACAAGAACCUAAAGCGCAAAAGACAAUGAAAGACAUAACAAUUUUAAGAGAAUAUAUAAACUAUGAAAGUAUACAUGAUAUAUAAAUAUAUUUUCAUUCAGAGAAAUAAAUUAUGAAGAAUCUUUACAUUUUUCUGACUGAAAGCCACGGCUUUUGAAGAACCCUCGUGGGACUUAAGGGCAUCCUGAGGGGUGAACGGACAGGAAGGAUAUGAGAAUUCUCGAAAAUGUAUUUGAUUUCAAAUACUUUGGCUUUGUUUUUUAAGUCUUUAAAGGUUUCACUUUCCAAUUCUGUAACUAACAGGGUCAUUGUGGAGAGGUCAUUUUAACUGACAUUAUAAAUACACUACUGUAUGAUUCUGCUGGCCUUUGAGACCCAAAUCGGGUCAAUAUCAGUUAUCACCAUUAUCAAUGGAAUCAUACUGUAUAAACAAUAAUGAUGAUACUUUGUAAUGCAGUGUAAACGUUAAUCUCCAUGCUGCUAUACAAAAAAGUAUUUCACACACAAAAAACGGUUUGAAAUCGGAUUUCAAAGCAGAGUUACUGUAGGCAUUACAAUUAUUAUCCUCAUUAUUGAAAAAACAUCAAGUGUCAAAAGCAUAGCAGAUUGUUUUAGUCGGUUUCUUUGUUUCUACCUAGAGGUGAUGUUUGUAUUUCAUUGUGUAAAAUGUGAUUGUCGCUACAGCUGAUAAUCAUCUCCGUAAAAUCGGAAGAGCAGUGGAAUUACAGUACUGGCAAUUGUUUGAAGCACUACAGUAUGAAGCCGCAAUUACAAAAACUCCAAAAAGGAAAUGGAUGGGCCUUAAAAAUGUUCCCUCAAUGGCCUAUCUCCUCAGUUUUGUACAAGAUUAAACUUUACCAGGACCCUGCGUUUUUGCCAACGUGAUUCGACGUGACAGUUACAACGCAAACUCUGGCGAUCACUGCAGGGGUUCAAUGGAUUAUAGUGAACACUGUGUCCGGAGAUGUGGAUGGGACUACUGUUUGAACAGACAUUCGGAAAGAAAAUGGAGGACCCCGUUCGAAAGGUAAGAGAACCCCACUCAGUGAGCGAGUUUGGAAAGUUUUUUUUAAUGAAAAUGGACAAAUAAAAAUGAAAACUAUAGAAACUUAUAGAACUCUUUUAAAACAAAAACUAUUAUGAUAAUAAGUGUCUUUCAUUAUUUGUUUUUAUCUAGUUUCAUUUUGCUUUUGCUUUUUCAAAAUCAAGUGUUAUCUUAAUUGUAAUAUUGUUAUUGUUAUUAUAAUUAGCUAAUAUUACACUCGUUAUAAUUAUGAAAAAUGUUCUGUUAGCAGAAGUCACUUCGAAAUUGAAAAAAUAUAUAUAUAUGGCACACAAAACGGCAAAUGAAUUUGUGAAACUUGGUGGCAUUGAUUUGUUCUAUGUUUUUGUCUUUUCUUUUCUCAUGUAUUUUGAGGUAUUACUGUUUGUAAUUGUUGGAGCUUAUAGCUUGGAGAAAGAUCUCCAGAGGUACAGUUUGAUGCAGCUGGUGGCUGCGUCCUUCUCUGCACAGAAAGAGAUAUGAGAGAGACCAAGCUUCAGAUAUACACUUGUUCUGAGAAAGUCAUCCAUUAUCAUUGCCGAGAAGUGUGACUGUGCGUGUCAACACCCUGUUGCCACGGCAACAUGCCCAACGUGCCAAACACUGUUGAAGCCGGGGUCUGUGUCUGUCAAACCCUGUUACCCUACAAGACAUAGAAAUAACCGCAUGCAUUCACACGCUCGUGUGCCACCGCCGCGUCAAUUGUCUUUCGAGGUAUUGUCGCACCCAUGCUCUGGCAGCGUCCCAGCAGGUACGUAUGGUGAGGUUUCCCUGGCAACUGUUGCUGCUGCGACAGUCCCCAUCAAGGCAGUCAGGUCUCGGAUGCAAAUGCGAGGACAGAGGCAGUAUAGGACGCCAUUUACCAUCUCGCUUACCCUGCGCAUUGUUCUUAAAUCAGAAAUUUGCAUAUUCACGACACUUAAACCGCACCUCAGCUCUGCAUAUCAAUAAACCUCAAUAUCAAUGACAUUCAUGAACCUCGAGUAGCAUUAUGUCUAAUACACCAUUAAUCUUACAUACUGUAUGUAACACCCCUAAACUAGAUAUAAUCACAUUCUCCAUCUCAUACUAGUGAUUUGCAUAUGCUCAUUCGGUUCUCGAGUGAUUAACAUACACAUCUGUUUGUGUGUCCAUAUGGGUCUACCCGAGAAUAAUUGUAUUACAUUUAUGCCCAAGGCAUCUGCUUUCUUUCCAAAGCAACUUAUAAGAAAGUGUUGCCAAGCAGAUUGGUAGUAGGACAGGGCAAAGACUGUUAUAACAUAUCGCAUAUCUCAUCUUUCAGAUAUUUUAGAAAGCGUUUUAAUGCUUAUAAAGCAUAAAAAGAUGGGAGCCAUUCGUAGCACUGCGGUAUCUGAGUCACAAGGUUGGAAACUCAAAACACACUCGUACACGUCGAGCGGAUGAUUUUGAGCUCUCUCAUAAACAAACUUUGCAGAGAAAAACCUGCCCACCAGCUGGUUAGGACUUUAUGCAAAGAGCACCAGAAACCGUGAUGUUGCGGGUUUGGCUUAGCCAUGUGUCUGUGUGCGAGCGUAUGAAUACUACAAGUGCUCACAAAAAUGGCCAUUUCAGCUUUUGUAAGCUAAUUUGAAGACAUCCAUGUAUUUUCGAUCAAUGUUUUCAUUAAUAUCGUUUUGUUGCCCUCGUAUGUGUGCGAGUAUGUAUGUUUUUGUGUGCGUGUGUUUGAGUUCACACAUCUGUGUGUGUUUUAAUCUGUUAAGAGACAAGACUGUCACGAGAGAAGAUGAGAGUCAGGCGUCUAUUUUAAAUCCCCAGUUUAAAUCACUUUAGCAUAUUUUCCUGAGCUUCAGGCUUGUGUAUGGUCUUCUAAAUAAUUUUCUUACCCAGAAAGAAGAAAAGCCUCAGCUGGGGUUUUAUUUUGCACUGUUUUCCCUAAUACGCCAAUCAAGAAGUCGAGGGGUUCAAACUGGUUAAACUUCUCCCCUAUCAGUUCCCCUGAUAUGCUUAAUGCUCAUUAAUAUAGAUGUUUAAUAAUGUUUUGUGAUAGUUACAGUCAUGUUCUGUGUUUGACAGACUAAUUUUUCACAGUUUUUCCUUUUGAGCUUAUUCCAAUAUAUACUUCAAAGUUUUGUUUUUGGUUGUUGGCACUUUAAUCCUCGAUAUUUAGCAGCAUAUCUAAUUUGUUAUCUAUUGCUCUAUUGGGCCAUGAGGUGUCAAACUCUGAUCCACAGCAUCAAGUAUAGGAGUUCCCGAAGAUCAAAAAAACUUCCUUAAAGGGGACAUACCAUGAAAAUUUGACUUUUUCCAUGUUUAAGUGCUAUAAUUGUGAUGUCAGAAGGGGAUAAUACCACCCCCUUAAUCUGCACUUUUCAACCACGCCACUGCCAUUUAGUGCAGAGAUCAGCUCAUUUGCAUUUUAAAGGACACACCCAAAAACGUCACAUUUUUGCACACACCUACAAAGUGACAAUUUUAACUUGCUACGAUUAGUUAUCUAUAUGGUAUUUUGAGCUAAAACUUCACAUAUGUACUCUGGGGACACAAAUAAGAUUUAUUUGACAUCUUAAAAAAGUCUUGUGAAAUGUCCUCUUUAAGAAAGAAAACUCUGUAAUGGUUUGAAGAUUAGAUGGAGAGCAAACUGUGCCUUUUAUUUUUCAAGAUUUUUCUCUUUUGGGAAUCAGGGACCUCUUUUAUAAAAAUGCUAACUAACAAUAAACAAACAAUAGUUCUAAAUUUGAUCUUACGAUUAUUAGUGUGUACAUGUGAUUCAUACUGUAGAACGAAUGCACGUACAGAAAAUGUGCAUUUGUUAUAUCUAUAAAACGCAAAUGAUCAUGAAAUUGUGCGCAGCUGAACAGUUUCACAUCCCUGCUAUGUAAAUGAUGCCUAAUUAAUGUCACAGACAUAUAAAAGAGCACCUGUCGAUGUCCAAAUCCUUUACAAGAGGCAAGAAUGGCUUAUAUUUUCAAAAACAUGCAGCACUCGGACAAGCAAAAGUGUGUACGUUUGCUCAGACCCUGACGUGGCGCUAAGCACUUUUCAACGGCAACUACCGUUUUUAUAAGUAUGAACAUUACCGUGAAUUUUUGAGAACGAAUACUAUCCGAUCUAAUCUGUGCAUAUGCAUGCUUUAUAAAUGAGGCCCUAGAUCUCAAACUACAUGUGUCCCAACCUUUCGAUCAAAUUUCUCAAAAUCUUGCCUAAGACAUUAAAGUCUGCAAAAAAGGGGUUUCCAUUGUUAACUUAAAUAUUUCUAAAAAAAAUCUUUGCUGCCUUAAAUUUUUUUGUAUAAUAAACUCGAUUGAAGUCAAAUGAAGUCAUUCUAGCUUACUAUUAUUUAUCUUGAGAAGACAUGAGUUGCUACAACCUAUUUCAACUAUAUUUUAUAAGUUAUAACAACUUAUCUAGUCAAGAUAAAUAAUUGUAAGUUAAAAUGACUUGUAAAUUCGUGUUGAUUUUAAACAAAAAAAUUGAAGGCAGCAACGAAUUUUUACAGAGUAAUUAAAAACCGAAAUAUGUCAACUCUAAGUAAAAAAAAUAACUGAGGUCCAGAGUCUCCUGAGCUGUAUAAAGCCCAGGAUACACCGCACGAUAUUUGGACAUCUGUCCCAGACGAAAGAUUGCGAUCGUGAAACAAUCGUCGCGAUUUCUGUGAUUGUGGCUCUUCAUCGAUGGUCCUAUGUGGUACAGUGAGAGAGGUUCAAAGACGGCCGUUUUCCGGGUCUUGCUUCCAAAGAUAGCCUACGAUAGUUUUCUGAUAGUGUCAGAAAUAUAGCAUGAUCAACGCACAGUGUGUUUGCUGCUACGACCUGCGUACUGGUAUUUGUCUACCAUUAGCGCAUGCUGGUAUUGUUACGCUAACUUGUGACGUAGCCGUCAAAGUUCAGUGUCAUCAUCGUACAGUCUACAUGCUUGUCGUUCCAAAGUUUAACCGAUCCAUUUCACACAUCAUGAUAAGGUAAUGAUCUUAUACAGGGCCGCUGCUGCCCAAAUGGGUGCCCUAAGCGGACUUUUACGGUGGUGGCCCCUUUAGUAAAA
Molecule: messenger RNA, 8603 nt
Organism: Misgurnus anguillicaudatus (oriental weatherfish)
Lineage: Eukaryota; Metazoa; Chordata; Actinopteri; Cypriniformes; Cobitidae
Source: RefSeq, a predicted model, not a curated record